AUGUAAGUAUUAAGAUUUGAUUAGUUAGUUAACAGAAGUCCAUAAAUCGAAGAGCUUUGCAAAUGUAUGAUUUGUUUGGAAAUAUUCAUUGAUCCAAUGUGUUGUGAAAGUUGUGAAAAUCAUUUUUGUUAAACCUGUUUAACAACUUGGAGUUAGAACCAAUCAGCACGAAGUUGUCCUGUUUGCAAUAAACUUAAAGAAAAAUAAGGUUAACGUAUUUUAAAGAAUAUGCUUAAUGAUCUUGAUGUUUAUUGUUGUUAUAAAUAAAAUGGAUGUCUAGGAAUUUUGAAAUAUUCUGAGUACUUCUUUCACAUUAAAUCAUGUCAAUUCAAAUAAGUAAAAUGUGAAUAUGAAGGAUGCAAUUUGGAUAUUCUUUUAAAAGAUAAGAAUCAACAUGAUAAUAUUUGUCCUUUUAAACUUUUAUAAUGUAAAUGGUGUUCAUAGGAGAUAUUAAGAAAACAACUAGAACAACAUGAAUUAAAUGAAUGUUUAUAAAGAAAAGUUCAAUGUGGUAAAUGCUCAUCUGAAGUUCCAAUUCUAAUUAUGAAAAAUCAUAUAGAUACAUGUCCAGAAAAUAUUGUAACAAUAAUAUUUAUUAUCUUUUAUAGUAUAAAUGUUAAUUAUGUUUAUCUGAUAUAAAGUUAAAAGAUCUAGAAUUACAUGAUAAAAAUGAAUGUCCUUAAGUUAUUAUCAAAUGUUCAGGAUGUUAAGAACAACUUAAAAGAAUUUUAAUGAUAUAACACAAGUAAACAUGCUUAUUAGUAGAAAUUGAAUGUGAGAAUUGUUAAUAAUAGAUAUAAAGGAAAGAUUUAAAGGAUCAUACAAUUUCAAAAUGUUUUAAAACUCUUAAAUAAAUUAUCUCAGAUUAGUAAAGGUAAAUUAAAGGUUUAUAUACAUUCUGUGAAGAACUUUCAUAAUAAGUUAAUUUAUUAUCUUAAUUGUAAUAAUAAAUUAAAUUUUCUAAAUAUUUAAAACAUAAGGAUAUAGAUGUUAUUAAUAAUGGUAAAAUUGUGCAAUUAAAUUUAAAUGAAAAUAAAAAAUUUGACAGAUUUAUUGCUAUUAAAAAUUCAAAAAAUAAACCUAUUGAAAUUGAAUUUCUUUAUAUCUCAGAUUUUAAUGUCUCUGUUGGAAUUACAUAAAGAUAAAAUAUUUUUAAUCCAAAGGAUUUUUCAAAAUUUAAUCAUUAAUCUUAUUUAUUUUGUGCAAAUGGCAUAGUAUAUAUUGAUGACAAUAAAGAGGAGAACGGGAAAAAAAAAAAUUUUGGUUUCGUUAUUGGCCAAAAAUUAGAAUUGCUUUACAACGACCAAUUCGUAAGCAUAAAAAAUUGCACUACUUAGUAAUAUCUUAAAUAUAAUAUUUCUUUUUAAUACUUUGAUAAAGAUGAUAUUGAACUUUAUCCUGUUCUUUGUUUAAGAAAUAAUUUUGAUAAAGCUCGUAUUUUAAAUUGA
Messenger RNA from Paramecium pentaurelia, 1448 nucleotides. NCBI's taxonomy places the organism in Eukaryota, Ciliophora, Oligohymenophorea, Peniculida, Parameciidae. The record is from the annotation of a GenBank genome assembly.